UUCGCCAGCUACGCGCGACUGUUAUUUUAUAACGACGGUCAACGGUCUCACUGUCCGUUUUUCAAGGAGAAGUUGCAAAACCAUGAAGAACGAGAUGGUAAACUAUAUCCGACUCGCCGGUGACAAUUCGAUGAACAUGAUUGAUUUCGUUUCAGAUCAUCGGCAGAAAUUGAUCUCGAAGAGUAGAGCAAAAUAAACAAAUAAAUAAUUAUCUAAUUAGUCAUCAGCGAAAUUUUAAUUCUGCAGUCAUGGCUGUAUGAUCGGACAUGCAUGUGUUCAACUAAACGCAAACCCAUUUGCGAGAUAGUAUGACUUCGGGCAAGCUUAAAAUUUAUGGUGGUGAAGAAAGAAUUAUUAGGUUUGAAGUUGUUAUCAUGGAGUUGAAGUCAAAGAAGUUUAGCAGAGAGAAGAGGAAGGAUAGGUAGGCUAGACAUAUACACCCACCAAAACAAGAAUAAUAAAAACAAAGAAACAACUGGAAAUGGGACUAUCUGUAUCUUGGCAACUUUAUAUUCAGUGUAUUUGUAUUUUCGAUAACUUUAAUUAACCAAUAGUGCUAUAAGGCAACACCAAAUAUUGAAUUUAAGAUUUGCAGGCGGAAGAGAUAUUUUUCACAUUCUUUGGCAGCAGAACACCUGGAAAGAUAUGGAGGCCAAUUGCGAGAUAAAGAAAGAUGUUACUGAAUUAAUUGGCAAUACACCUAUGGUAUAUCUCAAUAAUAUUGUGGAUGGUUGCGUAGCCCGGAUUGCUGCCAAGCUUGAAAUGAUGGAACCUGUCUCUAGUGUUAAAGACAGAAUUGCAUACAGCAUGAUCAAAGAUGCAGAAGAUAAAGGCUUGAUUACUCCAGGAAGGUUAACCGUACUGAUUGAACCGACAAGUGGUAACACUGGCAUUGGAUUAGCAGCAAUAGCGGCAAUGAAGGGUUAUAAAAUUAUCCUUACCAUGCCUGCUUCAAUGAGUCUUGAGAGAAGAAUUGUGCUACGUGCUCUUGGAGCCGAAGUUUACCUUACUGAUCCAGCCAAGGGCUUUAAUGGGGUACUUGAGAAAACUGAUGAGAUACUAAAUAAGACACCUAAUGGCUAUAUCUUUCGGCAAUUCGAAAAUCCUGCCAAUCCAAAGAUUCAUUAUGAAACAACUGGUCCAGAAAUAUGGAGAGACUCGGGAGGCAAAGUUGAUGCCUUGGUUGCAGGGAUUGGAACUGGUGGAACUGUGACUGGAGCUGGCAGAUUCCUCAAGGAGAAAAACUCAGAUAUUAAGGUGUAUGGUGUAGAACCAGUUGAAAGUGCAAUCUUAAAUGGAGGAGAGAAAGGGCCGCAUCUGAUCCAAGGAAUUGGUGCUGGUAUCAUUCCUAGUGUUCUGAAUGUUGACUUGCUGGAUGCAGUUCUCCAGGUAUCAAGUGAGGAAGCUAUUGAAACCACUAAGCUGCUUGCCUUGAAAGAAGGUUUGCUGGUUGGGAUAUCUUCUGGAGCUGCAGCUGCUGCUGCAAUUAGAUUGGCAAAGAGGCCUGAAAGUGCAGGGAAACUCAUUGUUGUGGUAUUCCCCAGUUUAGGAGAACGUUACUUAUCUUCCAAGCUCUUUGAGUCCAUUAGGCAAGAGGUGGAAAACAUGACUUUUGAUUGAGACCAAUUCAAGAAUAUUCAACUUAUCGGUUGUUACAGCACUGAAUUUUAUGAUGUGACAUACUCUCAUAAUUGUAACUUCUGCAGUAGUCCUGUGUAGUGUACUUGUGCCAGCCAACCCUCGAGUGUCAGUUAAUUUUAUUGAGAUACAUAGGCGUACUUUUGAGGAUGAGCCUCGUUGCAACAGUAACAUUAUUCCCCUUAUUAUGGUAUGGAUGUUAAUUUUAUACUCGGCCAUACAAAAAGCUCUCCUGCCAAUGCGUGAGGAAGUUUUCAAGUCCAAGUUUUUAAUUGCUGCUCGCUUGUCAAGGAUCUAUAAGUAGCAAUAGUUAAAAUGCUGUCUUUUCGUUA
Molecule: messenger RNA, 1970 nt
Organism: Ricinus communis (castor bean)
Lineage: Eukaryota; Viridiplantae; Streptophyta; Magnoliopsida; Malpighiales; Euphorbiaceae
Product: cysteine synthase-like
Exons: 12
Coding region: 646-1620 (324 amino acids)
Cellular component (GO): cytoplasm
Molecular function (GO): cysteine synthase activity
Source: RefSeq, a predicted model, not a curated record